UAUUUCAGGAUGAGGACAGAGAAAACAAACGACUUGCAAGACGUCAAGUAGCGGGGUCUUUCCUUAAGCCCGCGCUUCCUGACUUCAGGUCCGGUGCUCCUUUCAUUACCCACACCGCUGCGGGCUGGGAAGCGCGGAGCCCCCCGCGUGCCGAGGUUCGCAGGGUCUGCCAGGGAAGUGAGGAAGUUUACUGGAGUAAAAUGGAGGCCUCAGUAAUAUUACCCAUCCUGAAGAAAAAACUUGCGUUCCUUUCAGGAGGAAAGGACAGACGGAGUGGCCUCAUUCUGACAAUUCCAUUAUGCCUGGAACAGACAAAUAUGGAUGAGCUGAGUGUUACCUUAGACUACCUACUCAGCAUUCCAAGUGAAAAGUGUAAGGCUAGAGGAUUUACCGUGAUUGUGGAUGGCAGAAAAUCACAGUGGAAUGUGGUGAAAACAGUAGUCUUAAUGCUACAGAAUGUUGUUCCAGCUGAGGUGUCCCUUGUUUGUGUAGUGAAGCCUGAUGAAUUCUGGGAUAAGAAAGUCACACAUUUUUGUUUUUGGAAAGAAAAGGAUAGACUUGGCUUUGAGGUUAUUUUAGUGUCUGCCAAUAAAUUGACUCGUUACAUAGAACCAUGCCAGUUAACAGAAGAUUUUGGUGGGAGUCUCACCUAUGAUCACAUGGACUGGUUAAAUAAGAGACUGGUUUUUGAGAAGUUUACAAAAGAAUCUACAUCAUUACUGGAUGAACUUGCUUUGAUUAACAAUGGAAGUGAUAAAGGCAAUCAGCAAGAGAAAGAAAGGUCUGUGGAUUUAAACUUUCUUCCAUCAGUUGAUCCUGAAACAGUUCUUCAGACAGGGCAUGAAUUGUUGUCCGAAUUACAGCAGCGUCGAUUUAAUGGCUCAGAUGGAGGGGUCUCAUGGUCUCCUAUGGAUGAUGAACUACUGGCCCAGCCACAGGUCAUGAAAUUAUUAGAUUCACUGCGAGAACAGUAUACUCGCUACCAGGAAGUUUGUAGGCAACGUAGUAAGCGUACACAGUUAGAGGAGAUUCAGCAGAAGGUGAUGCAGGUUGUGAACUGGCUUGAAGGGCCUGGAUCAGAACAGCUACGAGCCCAGUGGGGGAUUGGAGACUCCAUCCGGGCCUCCCAGGCCCUACAGCAGAAACAUGAAGAGAUUGAGAGCCAGCACAGUGAAUGGUUUGCAGUGUAUGUGGAACUUAACCAGCAAAUUGCAGCGCUCUUAAAUGCUGGGGAUGAGGAAGAUCUUGUAGAACUGAAGUCACUGCAGCAACAACUUAGUGAUGUUUGCUAUCGACAGGCCAGUCAGCUGGAAUUUAGGCAGAAUCUCUUACAAGCAGCUCUUGAAUUUCAUGGUGUUGCCCAAGAUUUGUCUCAGCAGUUGGAUGGCUUAUUAGGGAUGUUGUGCGUAGAUGUAGCACCAGCUGAUGGAGCAUCGAUUCAGCAGACUUUAAAACUGCUUGAAGAGAAGCUGAAAAGUGUUGAUGUAGGAUUACAAGGUUUGCGUGAAAAAGGUCAAGGACUUCUGGAUCAGAUCUCCAAUCAGGCAUCCUGGGCCUAUGGAAAGGAUGUAACCAUUGAAAAUAAAGAAAAUGUGGACCACAUACAAGGAGUGAUGGAAGAUAUGCAGCUUAGGAAACAAAGAUGUGAAGACAUGGUAGAUGUGCGAAGGUUAAAGAUGCUUCAGAUGGUACAGUUGUUUAAAUGUGAAGAAGAUGCUGCCCAGGCAGUAGAAUGGCUAAGUGAACUUCUGGAUGCCCUGCUUAAGACCCACAUCAGAUUGGGUGAUGAUGCUCAGGAAACGAAAGUUUUACUGGAAAAGCAUAGAAAAUUUGUUGAUGUUGCACAGAGCACUUAUGACUAUGGAAGACAGUUGCUACAGGCCACAGUUGUGUUGUGUCAGUCUCUGCGCUGCACAUCUCGGUCAUCUGGAGACACACUUCCUCGACUGAACAGAGUAUGGAAACAAUUUACAAUAGCAUCUGAAGAGAGAGUGCAUAGGCUGGAAAUGGCUAUUGCAUUUCACUCAAAUGCUGAAAAGAUUUUGCAAGACUGUCCAGAAGAGCCUGAAGCUAUUAAUGAUGAGGAGCAAUUUGAUGAAAUUGAAGCGGUUGGGAAAUCACUUUUGGAUAGAUUAACUGUUCCUGUAGUUUAUCCUGAUGGAACUGAACAAUAUUUUGGGAGUCCAAGUGACAUGGCUUCCACUGCAGAACACAUCAGAGACAGGAUGAAACUGGUUAGUCUCAAAAGGCAGCAGCUGAGACAUCCCGAAAUGAUGACCACAGAGAGCUAAUAGCUACCAGCUUCCCACAAAUCUGCAGUUCAUAAUCCCCCCUGCAUGUCGUUGGCAUACUACAGCAUUAGCCGCAAUACAUUAAGAUACAUUUCACAGCCAGGAUAAGCCUCAUUUUUUUCCAUUUUACAUUUCUUUCCACAUGUUAACACCUUGCAACUACCAAGGCAUCAUUAUUUAACUUGCUUUGAGACCAUAGACUCCAAGUAUCUUAAAAGAAGGAACUGUAAACAUUGCACUGAAAACUUGCUUUAAAGCUUUACCUGACCUGUCAAUUUGUAGAUGAACAACUGAUAAUAAGCUUUGAAUGGUGCUAAUAAGAGUUUAGGAAUUCUCUAUAUAAAAAAUGGUUGACCUUCCUCCCCAGGUGAUGUGGUAAAUGUAGACUAUAGUUAAAUUGUUAUUAGUAGACAGUGGUGUACUCAAAAAAUUUACUUUGUAAUUCUUCAAAAUUGAUUAUUUUUAUUGUGUCAGUAUGAAGAAAACCUUCAGAUCUUUGAUAUAUUCAUUAAAAGACAUUUUCCUAUUUGUAUUGAUAAUGUAUUAAAAGUUGUUUGUGCUUAAUAAAAGGCUUCUUUUAAACAUCUUAUUUAAUAUGGUGGUUAUAUCCUAUUUCCAGACAUGAGUGCCUUAUUUCAAAGGGCAUUCUUAGGAUUGUGAGGAUGGUUUAAUAUUUGUUUUUUCAUGUUGGUUGCAUGUGUUUUAGCCAGGAAAUUCAUAUGUAAGCAUGUGUAUGUAAUAAGCAUGUUUAAUUAUGAAAAAUAAUUGUGAAGAACAAUUUAGAUCUUAACUUAAAAAUAAUGGAAUACUAUUUCUAAUUGUUCUCUUCUUCAAGUUGAAAAAUAUCCAAAUUAUUAACUACCCUGAAGAUAUUUUGUCUUUGGGGAGGAGGGUUGGGGAAGAAGGCAUACAUAAUUACUUAAGUGUAAUCCUUUAUAUCAGAGGAAUCUUUCUGGAAUGAAAAUAGCAAAUAUUAAUAAAAUUUAAUUUCUCAUGAUAGACUAGAAGCAAAAUUCUGAAGCAGUCUAAUAAAA
Molecule: messenger RNA, 3325 nt
Organism: Callorhinus ursinus (northern fur seal)
Lineage: Eukaryota; Metazoa; Chordata; Mammalia; Carnivora; Otariidae
Gene: SESTD1
Product: SEC14 and spectrin domain containing 1
Molecular function (GO): phosphatidylinositol-4,5-bisphosphate binding; phosphatidylinositol-3-phosphate binding; phosphatidylinositol-5-phosphate binding
Source: RefSeq, a predicted model, not a curated record